Molecule: messenger RNA, 3574 nt
Organism: Phlebotomus papatasi
Lineage: Eukaryota; Metazoa; Arthropoda; Insecta; Diptera; Psychodidae
Gene: Hmt-1
Product: ATP-binding cassette sub-family B member 6
Exons: 7
Coding region: 289-2850 (853 amino acids)
Biological process (GO): transmembrane transport; heme transport
Cellular component (GO): membrane
Molecular function (GO): ABC-type heme transporter activity; heme binding; ATP binding
Source: RefSeq, a predicted model, not a curated record
GGCAUUUGUGACUCUGACAUAUCUAAUGUUAGAUUUCUUGCGAUAUGCUUGUGAGUUGCAAUUUUCUCUUAUUACGUUUGUCAUUCUAUUUACAAUUUUAUUCAUCUUCCUGAUCAGUGAAAGUCGUGUGAAAUGUAAUAGUUUUAUCAGUGAGCUUGCCUUUAUGACAAAAUAAUUUGAAAAGGAAUUACGGUGAUUGAAAAUUUGUCGUCGGCAAUUGGCACGACUUGCUAAUUCAAUCAAUAUUGAAGAUUUUAUAGUGAAUGGUAAUCUGCGCCUCAAAGCAUAAUGGAAUUUUGUCCGCCAAAUGAUACCAUCACUGUCCCAUGGAUAAAUCAUGGUUUAACACAAUGCUUUUUCAGCACAGUGUCCAUCUCAAUAGUUGCCGGAUUUCUAUCGUUGUUUGGUUCUAUACAAUUAUACAUGUACCAGAAGUAUGCAUCACCAAUCAGUGAAACGGCGGUUAUUCCUAAAUCAUCCUUGUACAAUUUUCAAGUUUUCCUCUUGUUCUUCGUGCCUUUUCUAGCUAUUGUGAGAUUUCUCCUUACAGUAGCGUAUUUCAGCAAUCCCGUUUAUGGCUACAUGGUUUUAAGCUUAGUCCUGACGUGUUGGAUGUAUCCAUUUUCGGUGCUCUUACUCAGCAAGGAGCGUAAUUAUCUACUACCAUCAGUACCAACCAGGGGUCAUGGCCUAGUCCUACUUCUAUUCUGGACAAUGAUUUUCAUCAUUGAGAAUUUGGCAUUUGUGAAUUUGAGGCAGGAAGGCUGGUGGUUCAAUCUAAAAACAUUACCAGACAAAGUUGAGACUGUUUUCUUUGUUCUGCGCUACGUUUCUUGCCUUCUUAUAUUCGUUCUUGGGCUAAAAGCUCCUGGGAUGUACUAUGACUAUGAGAAUUUGAUCGCUCCCUCACGAGAUGACGUCAAUCAAUCAACCUUUAGAAAUGCAUGGAGCAAAAUCAAGACUCUGGCACCAUUCUUGUGGCCCAAAAGGGACUGUUUUUUGCAAUUUCGAGUGAUUUUCUGCUUUCUUCUUCUCCUCGGAGGACGAGUUAUUAAUCUGUAUGUGCCCAUCUACAACAAGAAAAUUGUUGAUAGUUUGACAGAACAGCCAAUGAAAUUCCGCUGGGAUUGGAUUCUCAUCUACGUGCUGUUUAAAUUCUUGCAAGGCGGUGGUACAGGAACUAUGGGAUUGCUCAAUAAUUUGCGCUCAUUCCUAUGGAUCCGCAUUCAGCAGUAUACAACGCGGGAAAUUGAACUGGAACUCUUCCGGCAUUUGCACAAUUUAUCAUUGAGAUGGCAUUUGAGCCGAAAAACCGGAGAAGUGCUUCGUGUGAUGGAUCGUGGAACUGAUAGUAUCAACAAUUUGCUCAAUUAUAUCCUCUUUUCUAUUGUCCCAACAAUAGUGGACAUUAUCGUUGCUGUGGUAUUCUUCAUCACAGCCUUCAAUGGAUGGUUCGGCCUCAUUGUUUUCCUAACUAUGAUCCUCUAUAUCAUUGCCACCAUCACUGUGACGGAAUGGAGGACGAAAUUCCAGAGACUCAUGAAUUUGGCUGAUAACGCCCAGAAAGCAAGAAGUGUGGACUCCCUUCUCAAUUUUGAAACUGUUAAAUAUUACGGAGCUGAACAAUAUGAAGUUGAUUGCUAUCGAGAGGCAAUUCUAAAGUAUCAGGUGGAGGAAUGGCGCUCACUUGUAACGUUCAACAUUUUAAACACAACCCAAAACAUCAUCGUUUGCGCGGGAUUAUUGGCUGGAUCAAUGCUCUGUGCAUACAUGGUAGCUUACGAAAAGGGGUUAUCAGUUGGUGAUUAUGUCCUUUUUGCCAGCUACAUCAUCCAACUUUACGUGCCCCUGAAUUGGUUUGGUACCUACUACCGUGCCAUUCAGAAGAAUUUCGUGGAUAUGGAGAACAUGUUUGACUUGAUGCGUGAAGACCAGGAAGUUAUUGAUGCUCCUGGAGCUGGGCCAAUGUUAAUUUAUAACGGUGGAAUUGAUUUUUCCAAUGUCUCAUUUGGCUACAGUCCAGAAAAGCUUGUCUUGGACAACGUAAGCUUCAGAGUUCCACCUGGAAAGACCAUGGCUCUGGUGGGACCCUCAGGAUCGGGUAAGAGUACAAUAAUUCGGCUACUCUUCCGCUUCUAUGAUGUCAGUUCAGGUGCAAUUGUGAUCGAUGGGCAAAAUAUAAAGACUGUGAAGCAGGCUUCUCUGAGGAAAGCUAUUGGGGUUGUACCUCAAGACACGGUCCUCUUCAACAAUACAAUUCGCUACAAUAUUCAGUAUGGAAGAGUUGAUGCAAGUGAUAUCGAUGUGAUAACGGCGGCUAGGAGUGCGGAUAUACAUGAACGAAUUUUAACGUUCCCCGAUCAGUACGAUACCCAGGUUGGAGAGCGAGGAUUGAGGCUUAGUGGUGGAGAGAAACAGAGGGUGGCUAUAGCGAGGACUAUCUUAAAAUCGCCGUCCAUUGUGUUGCUGGAUGAGGCAACAAGUGCUCUGGAUACUAAGACUGAAAGGAAUAUUCAGUCAGCCUUAAGAAAAGUCUGCGCCAAUAGAACUACCAUCAUUGUCGCUCAUCGAUUGUCUACAAUUAUUCACGCUGAUGAAAUUGUUGUCCUCAAGGAUGGUGUAAUCGUAGAGAGAGGCUGCCACGAAGAUUUGCUCCUCAAAGACGGUGUUUAUGCGGAAAUGUGGAAUCAACAGCUGCAGAAUCUAGAGGCAAAGGCUGAGGGUGAAGCUGCAGGAGAUCAAGGAAAUGGCUUAGAACAGUUACAGCAGCCCUUAAAGCCCCAAAAACCAGGCGGAGAACCACAACUAGCUCCAGGAUAUAGCCAAUAUGUCCACCAUCAUCAUCAUUAGUUUAAAAGAGUGUAGGGUUUGGAAGGAAAAACAGGUCUGUACAAAAUGUGUGAAGCAAAUUAUAUUUUUAUCAAAGAUGUAGAUGAUAUAAUGUAGAUAUAUCUAUUCAGAACUUAAAAAAAUUGUUUUAUUUCAAAUCUUUUGGUUUUGACAUUAUCUUCAAAUUUGGUUAUUUUUUGUUUUUGUUUUUUUUUUAUAUUCCAAAAACUAGAACUAACUAGAAAAACUAACAAGAAAAACUAGAAAAAAUUUAGUUUUUACUUUCUGAUUUGAUAGUUUUCUUGGCUCUUCUUUUAGUAAAUAUACUUUCUGUGAUACAGCAAUUUUUUUUUGAUAUUCAUAUAAAAAAACGAAUCUUCAUUAAAGUUGAGCUUUCAAGGAGGAUUCGAUGAGCGGUACUUCAAGAAAUUGCUAUACCUUCACAUUUUUAAACCCUUGAUUUUGUAGUUUUAAAAGCUGACAUACAAUGUAAUGAUUUGUAGUGGCUUAAAGUCAUAAACUCAUAGCACAAUCACAAAUUUUAAACAUUCUCUUUUACAAAAUGCUGGUUUAAAAAAUUAAAGCUAACUAUUUAUCGAUAAAAUGAAGAAACCGAAAACCCUUUAGCUUUCCAAAGAAAAGACCUUUUUCUCUGUGAUAGUGUUUUUCCAAAACUGAAGUACGUAAAAGCAAUAUUUUGUAAAACACUAUAAUUUAUUUUGAAUAAAAACACUAGGAAAAGAAA